Molecule: messenger RNA, 1950 nt
Organism: Aspergillus luchuensis
Lineage: Eukaryota; Fungi; Ascomycota; Eurotiomycetes; Eurotiales; Aspergillaceae
Exons: 1
Coding region: 1-1950 (649 amino acids)
Source: RefSeq, a predicted model, not a curated record
AUGUCAUCUCCUCCCAUCCCCAAGCUCCUCCGCGAGUCGAGCGACCUCACCAUCACCUCCGCCUCAACCCCCAGCACAACCACCUCCACUACCACCAUCAUUCCGACAAAUCAUGUAACCUACACCCGCGCCCACCGGAAACCAUCCACCAAGCUCACCACCCUCCUCAAUCCCUUCCGCAAAUGCACCUCCCGACAAAAACAAAAAGCAAGACGAAAACACAACUACAACUUCCAAUUAUCUCACCAACCUCUCUUCCGGAACUCCCUCCUCGCGGGUGUCGGCUUCCUCGAGCUCGCCAACGCAGCCGACUUCGCCGCCAAUGUGUGGAACCAGAUCCCCGUCCCGAAAUACGCGAUGGUUUUCAUGGCCAUUGGUGGACCAAUCGCCCUGCUUAUUACCCUAGUGGCAGCGAGGGACUUUUACCUCAGCUACACGAACGUGCAGCUCCUCCUGAAAGAGCGGCGGUAUCUGCGCGAGCUACUCGACUCUAUUACUACCACCACCAACACCACCACAACAAGAACAAACACAACAACAACACAAAACACAACAACAACACAAAACACAACAACAACACAAAACACAACAACAACACAAAACACAACCACUCACACACAAGCGGAGCUAUUACUAAGAAGCAGACUCAGCGUAAACUUCCGCGAACUCGGCACCGAAAUCGUCGACCGGAUCCUAAUGGACGCGCUAAUGGGAUUCGGCGCGCUUCUCGUCGGCACCGGAACCAUCAUGGCGAUCUUCGGCGCGAAUCAUCACGUCUACGUCGCCAGCAACCUGCUCAGCGGAUACAUCGGCAAUGGAUUAGCCGCAGUGUUUGGACUCGUUAAUGCAAUCUGGUCGGUGUAUCUGGUGGGUAGGUUCCAGAUUUGUUGGAGAAGUUGCCAGAACAUUACCAACACAUCCACAAAUACUACUGCUGCUGCAACACGAGAGGGUAAUAGUAAUAUUCCUGGAGACGAAGAAGACACUGGUAUCGAAGAAGUUCGAAUGUACCACCACCCACUGAAACUCCGCUUCCGCAGUCUACAAUUCCAUGCCCUCGUCAACGGGAUAAAUGGCCUUGUGGCCGGCGCGGCGAGCAUGGUUACCGCCACGAUGUGGUAUGGGUAUGUCGUGUUGGUGCCGUGUAUUGUGAGUUUGAUUGCGUGUAAUUGGUUUUGGAGGGUUAGGGUGGGAUAUGAUCGACCGUUGUUGUCGUCGAGUACUACGUCUGCUUCGUUGUUGUUGUUGUCGUCGUCGUCUACUGCGGAGAGGCGCGGUGGUGGUGGUACAGCUACCCCUACUACCACUACCAAUGGAGGUGGAGGAAAUGGCAAUGAAAAAUCCGACCUCCUCCUCGACCUCAGCAGCGCAACACAUCUCCACCGCAUGCUUGCAUCAUCAUCAUCCACAAACAAAGACAGUGGGAUACAACUCCCCCGCCACAUCCUCAACCGCACAAACCCCUCAUCCGUCAUGUCCUUCCUCACCCGGAAUGGCAUGUUCGAGGGCUUCUGCGUCUGGAUCGAUCAUGAUAAAUCCCUGGAAAGGGGCGUGGAGGAUUUACUUGAUCUUGACUCUAUUAUAACAUCCACAUCUGCUUCUUCCCCCGGAGGGAAGAAGAAUAACGCUAACAACACCAACAACAAUAACGAAAAAUCAACCGAGGAAAAAAAUAAUAAUGUUGAUGAAGAAGAAAAAGAAAAAGAAGAAGAAGAAGAAGAAGUGGAACUCUCCCUCACAGCGGACGACUUCCUCACCCUAGCCCGACACGACACCGACAUCCUCCUCCGGAAAAUGAACGAGUAUUUGGAUGAGAAUGUAGUCCGGGCUGUGGCGUAUCGAGAGAGGUUUCUGUUGGAGGUGUUAGGGGUGGUUGUUUAUUUGGAGUCGAUUCCGAAGGAUGUGGAUGAGGUGGAGAGGAAGAGGAGGUGGUGGUUUGGGUGUUUAUAA